Armigeres subalbatus is the source of this 3722-nucleotide messenger RNA. It is a transcript of the gene Cad96Ca, whose product is annotated as tyrosine kinase receptor Cad96Ca. The record is from RefSeq and is a predicted model, not a curated record. Gene Ontology annotation, biological process: protein phosphorylation; positive regulation of kinase activity; homophilic cell-cell adhesion. Gene Ontology annotation, cellular component: signaling receptor complex; plasma membrane. The transcript has 7 exons. Gene Ontology annotation, molecular function: ATP binding; calcium ion binding; transmembrane receptor protein tyrosine kinase activity. NCBI's taxonomy places the organism in Eukaryota, Metazoa, Arthropoda, Insecta, Diptera, Culicidae. Bases 1426 to 3534 code for a protein of 702 amino acids.
AUCGUCAGUCUUCGUUUGGGGGUGAUCGCGUUCGGUUGAUCUCGUUGGAAUCCGCGUAGUCGAUUGUUGCUGUUGGCUGUUCAUGUGUAGAACUAAUAACACUGACUAGACUAGACUAGAAGGUGGCUAGGCUCAUUCUCCCACUACCGUGAGAGUUCCGGGAGUCGGUGAGCGACGUGAUCGUAAAUCCGUGAAUAAAUAAUAACAAUCGUAUUGAAGAUGAUAGCUGCUGGUGCUUAGGCAGAUCGGUGAUCGCUGAUCAGUGACUGGAACGUGUGGAUCGAUUCCUGAAUAUCUGGGAACGGCAUAAAAAAUGUGAAUAGAGUAUCUAUUAUUACAACCACUGCUACAUCACCGAACGCCUGUGGUUGGUUAUUAUACUGUCGAAUAGACGAAUCGAACGGGUUUCGCGUUUCGUGGAUUUGGGGAUCGUGCGUGUGCGCUAACGCAAGGGAAAAGACAACAAUGGCGUAAUUAUGGGGUUAAUUGUGUUCCGCAAUUGUCACGUUUGAUGGCGAACUGCUCGAGAGAGUCGCGCAAGUGAAAGAAUGAAUGAACCACGUCGGCUGCUGAUUGUGCUGAGUGAAACAUACCAACUUCGGUACCAACAUUCAUGAUCUGAAUAUUUCGAUCGAAACAAAAAACCAAACAAGUGAAGAAAAAAUGUCGCAGCCUUACAUCAUCGGUCGCAACAGUCGAAAGAGAAGAAACUGCCAGUCCAUAGUUGCUAAAUUCAAUGUCUACGUCAUUACAUAAGACACGCUCGAUUCGUCAGUCGAUCCAUCCGCGUUCAACCACCGGUUUACUGUUAAUUGACCACGGGGCUCGCUUUUGGUUCGACGAGUGAUUAAAACGACAAAAAACAACCCCGAACGAGCGGGCACAAAACGUGGCGCAACGCAAGUGUGCUGAUGAAAAAUAAAACAAGAAAAGUCCGAAAUUUGCUUCGGAAGAAGGUGGAAUAAAUUUGCGGGUUACGUCAAGUGUGUGAAGUCCAGUUCCAAGCUCGUUUUGCAUUAAAUUUGAAUCAACGUCGAGAUACGCGUGGCACCGGUGGACCUACUCCUGAUUUCAUAACAUACGAAUCAUCUUCCUAAAAAGUGAAGUCAGAGCAUAGCCAUACGUAAGGGAAGAAGAAAGAUUGCAUUGUGUAAGGGUCCACAACACGCGGUCAGUGUGAAUGAUCGAAAAAGCGACCUGCGGUGCAGUGCAUUAAAAUUCAUAAGGUCCAAAAGACAUAGUGGUUGGUAAGGUGAAAAGUGAAUUUGGUACCGUCGCGUGUGAUGCGGCCAAGAUCAAUGUGAAUGACCAUAUGAUCUCGCGAGAGCUUUAUGCUCACAAGUGUGCGUGCUGCAGAAACGAUCAACGAAAGGAAAACUCACCACAGUGACUGUGCUGAUCAGCACAGUGCUGCGGUGCAUAAAAAUGACGUCAUCGGAGGGCAGUUGCUUCCGACAAGUGGCGUACCAAUACCAAUGGCUCCCCUGGAUAGUGUGGAUUGGGAUUGCACUAGCACCGAUAGCAGAUUCUCAAGAGCUAAACACACCUCCCGUAAUAGUGGUUGACCGAAACUGGCGAAUACGGGAGAACACGACAGUCAACAGCUUAAUCACGCAAGUUCGAGCUGAGGAUAGCGACAACGACGAACUGGAAUUCGGCUUGGAUCCUCUCGGUCCAGGUCAGUUGCAGCCAUUCGUUAUCGAUCCCAGUACCGGAUCCGUUUACCUCAACGAAAGCAUUGAAGGAAAGGCUGGACAAAAUUUCUUUGUAUACGUGACCGUCACUGACGGGCGGGUCACGUCGAAAAACGAGGUCUACGUCAACAUUCUAAGUCAUAAUGCCACUGGCCUCUACAAAAGCCGUGGCCCCCAAUUCACCCCAAAUCUUAACAACAUCCGAAAGAUCCUGCCUCCAGGAUUCAACCUUCCCCCUGGAUUUAGUUCUAUUCCACAAGCCCCACCACCUCCUCCACCGAUGCCCCCACGGCCAACACAGCCGCUGGUCAUCAACCAGCCAUCUAUUGAGGAGCCACCUUCCACAACCAAACAGACAAAAACUUAUCCGGAUAGACCGGAAUCCAGUACGGAAAGGACGGCCGUUGCCCCAACCAACAGUACCAUCACCAAACUCACUCCCUUGUCCACGACAAACGCACCGGUGUCCACUCCAUCAAUCACAUCGACCGGCACAACUCCGGUUCGAACGAAACCUGCCACUGCUGGAGAACCGCACCCACUGGCAUCCUUCGUGCCAAUCAUCGUUUCAGUGGCUGCCAUCUUCCUAACCGCUGGACUAAUCGCGGUCUGUGUCUUCCGCAAGUAUUUGUGCGCCAUCAGUAAAACACUCAAAAAGAAGAACAAAAUUGACAAAGCCAAAAAGUCGAACCAAAGCAAUCUCAGUAGCAAUAUCACCUCGAGUACGACGGCCGAGGACAGCCGGAACUCGAUCGGCAUGAACCACUGGAGUGGGCCAAUGGCGUUUAGCAAUCGGUACACGUCCCCAUGGGACAGGGACCAGAAUGCGCAUAUGCAGGUGACAUCGCAGCUUUCGACGUCCAGCUCGAACAACUCGGGAAUGAACGGUGGCCCUAAGGACCGAUGGGAAUUUCCACGGCAUCGGCUGAAAGUAUUCAACAUUCUUGGGGAGGGCGCUUUUGGACAGGUUUGGCGCUGCGAGGCAACCGACCUCGAUGGAAAUGAUGGUGUCUCGAUAACGGCCGUCAAAACUCUGAAAGAGAAUGCCAGCGAUGCCGAACGAAAUGAUCUGCUGUCGGAGCUUCAGGUGCUGAAGUCUCUCGAACCACACAUCAACGUAGUCCGAUUGCUCGGGUGUUGUACCGAGAAGGACCCCAUUUUCGUGAUACUCGAAUAUGUCAACAUGGGCAAACUGCAGACGUUCUUGAGGAACUCUCGAGUGGAGAAACACUACGGAAAUACUCACGGAAAGUCAAAGAUACUAACGUCAGGGGAUCUGACAUCCUUUAUGUACCAAGUAUCCAGAGGAAUGGAUUUCCUAACUUCCCGAGGGAUCAUCCAUCGAGACUUGGCAGCGCGUAACAUCCUCAUCACGGAUGACCACACUUGCAAGGUGGCCGAUUUCGGGUUCGCGCGUGACAUUGUCACCUCCAAGGUGUACGAACGGAAGAGUGAGGGACGGUUACCAAUCCGGUGGAUGGCAACCGAGUCCCUGUACGACAACAUCUUCACCGUCAAGUCGGACAUUUGGAGUUUCGGUAUUUUGAUGUGGGAGAUUGUAACGCUGGGAUCGACGCCUUACCCGGGCAUAGCCGCAGCAGAUGUGAUGCGAAAGGUGCGCGACGGCUACCGGUUAGAGAAGCCAGAACACUGCCGACGAGAGCUGUACAACAUCAUGUUCUACUGCUGGGCUAAGGACCCGAACGAGAGACCUGAUUUUCCGGAGGUGGUGACCAUGCUCGACCGACUGCUCCAGACGGAGACCGAUUACAUCGAGCUGGAACGAUUCCCCGACCAUAACUAUUACAAUAUGCUCAAUAUGAGCGGGGAGAAGCUGUGAAACAGAAUAAAAGAUCAAUUUGUAAAUAAGUCUAAAAUUGUGAUAAGUUAUAUUGUACUUACGUAAGUCGACUAUUUAUGAUAUCCUAAAUUCGUUAGUAAUUUCGUUACGAAUAUAAGGAAAGUGUUUGUAAUAAAAUGUAAAUAUGUACCUACGGUAAUAAAGCAUACGAACAAAUUGUCCGCAAA